Messenger RNA from Dromaius novaehollandiae (emu), 2993 nucleotides. RefSeq names its product MAGE-like protein 2. Lineage: Eukaryota; Metazoa; Chordata; Aves; Casuariiformes; Dromaiidae. Gene Ontology annotation, biological process: nervous system development. The transcript is spliced from 10 exons. Bases 56 to 2647 code for a protein of 863 amino acids. The record is from RefSeq and is a predicted model, not a curated record.
GGGCGGGGGCUUCCUGCGCCGCCGCCGCCGCAGCGCCGGCCCCGGCGGCGGCACCAUGGGGCUGCGGCGGCUCCCGGCGCUCCUGGCGGCCGCGGUGACCGCCUGGUGUGUGCUGAGCCCGGGCCUGGGCAGUGGGACCCCCUCCGCGGCCAGCACGACCAACCCCCCCGGCACCGCCGAGCCCCCCGGCACCGAGCGGAGCGCCCGGACCCGGCCGCCGGGGCAGGAGGGAGCUGGCACCGAGCGCUCGUGGCCGCCGGGCCCUGCCGGCACCAGCACCGGCCCGGCAGUGACAGUGGGGGGGACACCCGCCGAGGGGACCCCCGCCACCGCCGGGCCCUGGGGAGCGGUGCCCACCGCGGUGGCUCCCUCCGGGGCUGGCAUGCUGGGAAAUGCCACGGUGAUGGGCACCGCGGCGCCGGAGGGGACCCCCACGCGCUCCCCCAACCCUGGUGCAUGGGAGGGGGCAUCUGCCAGCGCCCCGCCGGUGUCCCUGGCCCCCACGGGUGACACCUCCCCGGGGACCAGCAAGGACCACGCGGUGGCUGUGGAGCUGCCGACGGGGACGCCUGGGCCCACUGCGGUGACAGCAUCCCUGGCAGCGGGGGGGCCGCUGAGCCCUGCCAGCACCCCGAGCCCGGUGGGGACAGAUCUGGCCACCCGAGGGGCCCCUGACGCCCGAUGGUGGCACGGGGCCGACGUCACCCAGCGGGAUCCCAGCUCUGCCCCGGGGGCUGGGGGUCUCCCCAUGGCUGGCACAGACCAACCAGCCGUGGCGACAGCCCCCAGCGCGCCACCGGCCACCACCGAGGCGUCGGGGCUGCCUGUCCCCACCGCCACGGCCAGCGCCCGGGGGCAGGCGGCCCCUGGCCCGGAGCGAGGCCUCACCCCGACCGCGGGGGUGUCGGGGCCGGCCGGCACCGAGGGGCUCCCCGAGCGCGGCUGGGACCCCCCGGCCGGCACCGGGCACCCACCGGCCAGCACCUCGGUGCCCCACGCCAGCCCCACGGCCCCGCCGGUGUCCCCCCAGCCCACCCCGGCCAGCAGCUCUGCGGCACCCACCGCCCCGGCCCCGGGGCUCGGCACCCCCACGGCCACCGAAACCCUGGGGAUGCCGGAGCGGGGUGACACCGGGUCCCGGGGAGCCACCGGCCGCCCGCCGCCCUCCUCCAGCCCGCCGGCCCGCGGGACCCCGACGCCGGCCCCCAGCACGGGGCAGCCAGCAGCCCCCCGGCACCCGGCCACGUCCCAGCCGGCCCCGGGGACACCGGAGGCCAGCACCGCCGUGGUGGCCGGGACCUCCACCAGCACGGGGACCCCCCCAGCUCCCGCGGACGCCGCCUCCCCCCAUGGCAGCAGCAGCCCCUCGCCGAUGCCUGGGACUCUUGGCUGGAGCACGAGCGGCCCCGGGGGGUGGCCGGCGGCAGGGACACCCCCCGCGCGGGGCCCGGCGGUGGCACCCGGGGUCUUCGUGGUGGAGGAUCAGCCGCCCCUGCUCAGAGCCGCCCUUCUGCGCGUCCCCUGCGAGCUGGUGCUGGACAUGGGCUUCGUGCCCGCGCUCGGGGACCCGGCGUCACGCGAGCACCGCGGCCUGCUGCAGCGCUUCAACGAGACGAUCUCCCCCCUCUUCAUGGCGGUGCCCGGCUUCCUGCGGCUGGAGGUGAAAAGCAUCAGGCGGGGCAGCGUCGUGCUGGAGUACGACGCGCUGUUCGCGGCCGCCCGGGUGCCCCCGCGGGGGCCGGCGCUGGGAGCCCUCCUCAACGCCACGCUGGCGCCCGGCGGCAUCCGCCCGCGGCUGGCGGUCGGCACGGCCCCCGUCCUGCGCAACGUGGCCCUGGAGCGGCCGCUGGACCCCUGCGCCGUGCUCUUCUCCUGCCGAGCCGGGUUCGACUGCGUGGCCGGGGCAGACGGCACGGCCCGCUGCACCUCCGUGUGCCACCGCGACUACUGCAAGAACCACGGCAUCUGCACGCACGCCCGGGACCGCCAGCCCGUCUGCCAGUGUCCCGUCGGCAGCGACUUCUGGUUCAUGGGGCUGCGCUGCGACUACCGGGUGACGCAGCAGGGCCUGCUGGGCAUGGCCUGCGGGGUGCUGCUCAGCCUGGCCCUCGUGGGCGCCGUCGUCGCCGGCCUCGUCAUCCGCCGCUUCCGGGCGCUGCUCCUGCAGGCCAAGGUGGACCAGACCAAGAGCAGCUACCGGCGGUUCUGCCGCCUGGACGACGUCUCGGCGCAGUACUGGUCUCAGCCCUGGCUCGCCUCGGCCAACUCGCUGGACAAUCCCGCGUUCAGCAACUCCGAAGAGCUGCUCCAGUUGCAGAUCCUGGACAACGGUUGCUGCAGCUGUAGGGACGACUCGGCGGUGGCCAACAGCUACAAGCAGCAGCCAACGCCGCCCGCGCGCGCCGUGUGCCGGCCCGGUUUCCAUUACGACUGGGACACAAGUUCUAGCAGCAUGAACGACCCCAUGGUCGACUCAGGAAAAGCCAGCGAUAUUUCCGUGUCGAGUUGGCCCAUGGAACCCAUCCAGUGGACCCCUUUUCCCAUCCUACACCAGCUGUCCAGGCAGCGACCGCACAAAGGCAGACGGCCGCAUUCUUACUGCGAGGGGAUGGAACUGGCCAAUCUCGAGAGGAGCUGGACGGCCUGACAACUACAGACUGAAAUACAGGCAACAAGUUUCAGCUUUUAAAACCAACCACAUUUUAUUUCCACAUAACAAGCUCAGUGAAGGAAUUUCAAACACUUUGACAAUACAAUCAACGCAGGUGUGAUGUCAGUUCUACUUGAUGCAGAGUCCUGAAGGUUAUCAGCCAACUUUUUCACCACUGCUUCAGACCAGACUUUAGAAGCCAGCUUUGGCUUGGGACAGUGUAUUUCAUAGUAAGUAAUUACAGAUAAGUGUUGAGUAACACACAAUGCUGGCAUCCAACAGAGUUAAUGACUUACAUCCGGCAAUUUGAAAAUAAAGUCUAACAGUUUUUGAAGUCACAUCA